AUGAUGAUGCUGAACAAGAUUCAGCUUGUUGUUUUUCUCGCAGGAAUUCUGUCGAAGGCUUCGUGUGACCUGCAGCGUUUUGUCCUGAUCCAAGACCCAAAGACCUGGACAGAAGCUCAAUCGUACUGUAGAAGGAUAUGCGUGGAUCUGGCGACGGUUCAGAGCGAUGAAGAUAGAGCUAAACUAAAGGAGGCAGCGAACGCUGAGAACUUCCCAUCUGACGCCUGGAUCGGUUUCUCCAGAGAUGUUUGGCAUUGGUCGUAUCAAAACAUGCCGGUCAGCAAUGCAAAGUGGGAUUCCUCUCAGCCAAAUAUGCCCGACAUAUACAUGGCCUGUGGAAAUAUAAACAGCAAAGGACGAUGGAAUGACAGAACUUGUACUGACGCAGACAACUUCUUUUGCCAAAUUGACAACCAGAACACACUUCAGGACAAGUUUGAGUUCAUCGACAGCGUGAAAUUGAACUGGACGGAUGCUCAAACGUACUGCAAAACACACUACACAGACCUGGCCGCCGUUACAGACGACGCAGAGAACACGUUCCUCGCGAGCGAGCUUUCUUCACGGAACCUCAACAACGCCUGGUUCGGCCUGUACAGGAUCCCAUGGCUGUGGUCAGAUAACAGCGGUGUCUUGUGGUCCUCCGUGAAGUGGAAGUCUACGCAGCCUGAUAACUUGAACGAAAUCCAGUGUGCGAGAGCCAACCUGGAGCACUGA
This is a messenger RNA of Puntigrus tetrazona (Sumatra barb), 717 nucleotides long. RefSeq names its product macrophage mannose receptor 1-like. NCBI's taxonomy places the organism in Eukaryota, Metazoa, Chordata, Actinopteri, Cypriniformes, Cyprinidae. The record is from RefSeq and is a predicted model, not a curated record. Bases 1 to 717 code for a protein of 238 amino acids. The transcript has 3 exons.